This is a messenger RNA of Uloborus diversus, 1151 nucleotides long. Its product is annotated as trans-1,2-dihydrobenzene-1,2-diol dehydrogenase-like. Gene Ontology annotation, molecular function: nucleotide binding. The record is from RefSeq and is a predicted model, not a curated record. Lineage: Eukaryota; Metazoa; Arthropoda; Arachnida; Araneae; Uloboridae. The coding region runs from base 63 to 1064 and encodes 333 amino acids. The transcript is spliced from 8 exons.
CUCUUUUUUUUCUCGAAGAACUUCGUCCAGGAAUCAAGUCAUUUUUAAAACAAUCUGGGAAUAUGGCAACGAAAUGGGGUAUCGUGAGUGCUGGAAAGAUAAGUCAUGAUUUUGUAAACGCUGUACGAAGUAUGCAGAACGAUGAUAAUGUGUUUGUAGCUGUUGCAGCACGUGAAAUUUCAUCAGCUGAAAGAUUUGCCUCUCUUCAUAACAUACCAAAAGCAUAUGGAUCUUACAACACACUAGCAAAAGACCCUGACAUCGAUGUCGCAUACAUUGGGUGCAUCACUUCACAGCAUUUCCCCGUCGCCAAACUGAUGCUUGAAAACGGAAAGAACGUCUUGGUGGAGAAGCCUAUGACCUUAAAUGCUAAACAGACGAAAGAAUUAAUUCAGAUCGCCCAAGCAAGGAAUCUUUUCCUCAUGGAGGCGAUUUGGAGCAGAUUUUUGCCUUCUUACAAAUUUCUAAUGGAACUUAUUCGAGAUGGUACCAUCGGAGAUGUUGUCCACAUACAUGCAAGUUUGGGAAUCCCUUUGAUUGACAGAGAAAGAAUUGUCAAAAAACAGUAUGGUGGAGGAACCAUCCUCGAUCUUGGAAUAUACCCGUUGAAUGCAGUAUCGAUGAUUUAUGAUGAAAAACCAGUUGAGAUUGCAUCGGUUGGACACUUAAAUGAAGAUGGCGUUGACUUAGCUAUGUCAAGUAGCUUAAAGUACAGCAAAAAUCGUACAGCUACUGUUACUACAAGUGGAAUUACAGAGCUACCGAAUGAGCUGGUAAUAACAGGAACACGAGGACGUAUAAAAGUUCCCAACUCAAUGUAUGCUCCAGAGGAAAUACUCGUAUCUCCUGAUGAAAAACAGCAUAAGUUUUCUUUGCCGUCUACGCUGCUGCCCGGAAAUUUCCCCAACAGUUCUGGCCUCAGAUAUGAAGCGGUGGAAGUGACAGAGUGUUUGAAAAAAGGUAAACUUGAAAGUUCCAUCAUGCCGCUUAAAGAUUCUUUGAUGCUAGCUGAAAUAAUGGACGAAAUACGCAAGCAGAUUGGUGUUGCUUACGACGAAGACUGAGUUAUCGUCUGCUUCACACACUGAAAAAAAAAAAAUGCUGUCGUAUUUUAUAAUAAAAUUAGUUUCUACUGAGACUGUCGUUGUAAG